This is a messenger RNA of Hypoxylon fragiforme, 2338 nucleotides long. Its product is annotated as inorganic pyrophosphatase. Gene Ontology annotation, biological process: phosphate-containing compound metabolic process. Gene Ontology annotation, molecular function: magnesium ion binding; inorganic diphosphate phosphatase activity. The transcript has 4 exons. Lineage: Eukaryota; Fungi; Ascomycota; Sordariomycetes; Xylariales; Hypoxylaceae. The record is from RefSeq and is a predicted model, not a curated record. Gene Ontology annotation, cellular component: cytoplasm; nucleus. The coding region runs from base 634 to 1968 and encodes 444 amino acids.
CACCUCUACGUAUAGAGUCACGGCAAGUUUUUUUUUUUUUUUUUUUUUUUUUUUUUAAAAAUCGGGCGAUCAACUGAUGAGAUUUUCUGAUUUAUUCUAAUCUCGAGGUUCCACAUCUGCUCGACUCUAUGAGAUAUGAGCGUCAAGAUAGGUGCAUAUAUGAAGUACUUUGGAUUGUAAAGUCAUGUGAUAACAUAUUUUAUUAGUCUUCCCAACAUCAAUCGACAUUGAAUGGAUUGAAAAAACUACCUAGAGGCUAGGGUAAAUACGGGAUCAUGGAUGUACUUAUUAUGUACAUGCAAGUACCCACUCAGCCACAUUACUAGUUACAAUUUGAAGGGAUAAAUCAUAAAAGAGAAACAUUAUGGUCCCGAGGUUCUUUGUACUAACUAUACCUAGACAUACCUGGGCAUACCUGGGCAUAUCUAGGGCUUCUAGGCACGUAAAUGAUUAAAAAGUUGGACAAGAGCUUAACCCGUUCCUCUUUCUUUCUUUCUUUUUUUCUUUUUUUUUUUUUUUUUCCUUUUUUCGCCUUCAAUAGACUUCUAGAUCUUCUCCUAGCCCGCCUACGUAUUGAUAUAGUUAGUACCUACUAACUUAUACCUAGGUUAAGGAUAGUUUCAGUUGGUUCUCAUGCUGUUUCGACAUUUCGGGCAACAGGCUUUUUUACCCUUUUUGCGGAAAAGACCUGCCAAAGGACUUGUUUCUUAUCCUUAUCCUUAUCCACUUGAGCAACCAAGGGUAGUAGUAAUACAGAGACUACACAAUUAUCAGACCAAUCAGGUCUUUUCUUCCGUCAAGCUGGCGGGCCACUGCAGAAAUUCGACUCCAGCCACGACCCCUCCCCCUCCUUUUUCUCCCACUCGUCCGUAUUCAACUACUAUUACUACUACUGCUAUUACUACUUCUACCAUUACUACUCCUACUCCUACUCCUACUUCUUCUUCUUCUCCUUCACCUUCACCUUCACCUCAUCACCCCCCAUACUCAUCAACUUCAUCCAUUUCCUCCAAAAUUGCGUCCCAUCGUACUGCCCAGCUAGCUCGCCACUUUUCGAGCUCUCCUCCAUUGUCCAACAAAAGUAAAUCACUCACGAUGGCCACGCCUUACAGCGUCCGCAAGGUUGCUGCUCCCAACACCUUGGAGCACCGAGUUUACAUCGAGAAAGAUGGCGUCCCUGUCUCGCCUUUUCACGACGUCCCCCUUUACGCCAACCAGGAGCAGACCAUUCUGAACAUGGUCGUUGAGAUUCCUCGAUGGACCAACGCCAAGCUCGAGAUCUCCAAGGACGAGCUGCUCAACCCCAUCAAGCAGGACAUCAAGAAGGGCAAGCUACGAUACGUUCGUAACUGCUUCCCUCAUAAGGGUUACCUAUGGAACUACGGUGCCUUCCCUCAGACCUGGGAAGACCCCAACUCCAUCCACCCGGAAACCAAGGCCAAGGGUGAUAACGACCCCCUUGAUGUCUGCGAGAUUGGCGAGCUUGUCGGUUACGUUGGUCAGAUCAAGCAGGUCAAGGUUCUGGGCGUCAUGGCCCUGCUUGACGAAGAAGAGACGGACUGGAAGGUCAUCGUCGUCGACGUAAACGACCCCUUGGCUUCCAAGCUGAACGAUGUCGAGGACGUCGAGCGACACCUCCCGGGUCUCCUCCGGGCCACCAAUGAGUGGUUCCGUAUCUACAAAAUCCCGGAUGGAAAGCCCGAGAACCAGUUCGCUUUCACCGGCGAAUGCAAGAACAAGAGCUAUGCCAUGGAUGUCAUUCGCGAGUGUGCUGAAGCUUGGGAGAGACUCAUCACCGGCAAGACACAGCCUGGGGGUAUUUCAACGACCAACUUGGCCGUUGCCCACUCUCCGAGCCGUGUUAGCCCCGAGCAACUACCUCCUCUACCAGCCCACGAGGAAGUAGCCCCCGAGAAGAUUGAUAGCUCAAUCGACAAGUGGUUCUUCAUCAGUGGAGCCGCUUCGUAAACUGCUUCGCAAACUGCUUUAGGUUCAGGCUCAGGCUCGGGCUCGGGCUCGGUAGAGAAAAGUUUGGCGAAUCUAUAGUGUAGAAUUCAAAAGCCUUGUUUGAACAGCACAGCACGUAUGGUGCAAUCGUACAAUGCAAAGCCGUUUGUUGCGUGUGUUGGCCUAGUACGAACAGCAUGGCAUGGCAUGGUUUUGUGAAACGGGGAUAGCAAAUAUGGCCCUGCUAUAUUCGCGGCGUAGAUGUGUUUGCGAAUGCGCGAAUGCACGACUAAAGAGGGGCGUGAUGGUGCUGCUGCUGCUGCUGCUGCUACUGCUACUACUGCUACUACUACUACUGCUGCUGCUUGAACCCGCUGAGGAAAGUGCCAUG